AUGCUGCAGCAGCGCCGUUACAACAAAGGGCCGGCCAUCGAGAGCAGCACAAACAGCGGCGGCCAUCACUCAGGGCCGCGCCGCGUCCUGCUCCAAGGAGAAGGAGCGCCUCAGUUGCCGGGCGACAGAAUCCAGCAGACAGGAGGGCCGCGGGGCGUGGGGAGGGCCCGCACUCCCUGGCCCCUCCUGUGGGGACUCGCCCGCGCCCCGCACCUUUCUCCAGCGCAGCCGGCUCCGCCGCUGCACCCAGCCGCCGCCUGGCGGCGCCCCCUGCGGCGCCACAGCCUCCACCCAGCAGUGGACGCCUGCCGCCACUCCGCGCGCUCUCAGUGUACGAGGACCGCCAGACACCGGUGUCUCACCGGCUGGCUGAGGCGACGCAUUGACUGCAGUCGGACGUCGACCGUCGUAGCGGGCGCUGCCUGUGUGGAGACGGCGCGGCCAUCUCGAGGGCUGGAGCUGCAGGCAACGCUGGCUGGGAGGAGAGGCUUCCCUCAGAGGACGCGGUCCCCGUGCACUCGGGCAGUGUCGGAGUACCUAAGCAGCUGGCCGACCGUCUCAGACCGGGCAGCGUCUGCUCCCUCCCGAUCAGAAGCAGUCGACGGCUCCUCCGCUGCUACAGCCGAGGACGGCCCGUCCGAGCUGAGGCGUAGGCGGGCAAUUCUCCGCGCUAUGCGGCAGAUUUGUUUUCUGUCUCGCGCCGAAGCGGUGACAGACGGUUCUCUCCGAAGCUGUAGCUGUAGAGGGUUUGCCUCCUUAUCCUGCUAUGGCCCCGGGAAAGCCCGUCCGAGCUGCGACCGGGACGUAUUUACUUCUGUCCCGUGUCGAAGCGGAGACAGUCGGUUUUCCCGACCUGCAAUAUGAGGAGGUGUGCCCCCUUGCCGUGGCAGAGGAUGGAGUCGUAGCCUCAGCAGAGCAAGGAUUUCCGGAGCUGGAGCGUGAGGUGUGGUCCUUUAGCUGUGGCACGGUGUCGGCCAGUUUAGUGCGUCGACCCUUGCUGCAGCUAAAACACGGCCUCUACCCACGCUCUGGCCGAGGUUUCCCUCGAUGCUAACACAGGCUUCCGCUCCCUCCGAUGCUGCGGUAGGAGGAUCGCCGUUGAUGCUGCUGACCGAGGAGGUGGCAGUCCCUGCUUAUAGCAUGGAGUGUGACGGUAUUCGCAUUAAACCGUAUUCGCGUAACGCGAAUACAUAACGUUUAAUGCGAAUGCCGUUCACUCCGUGCUUUAAGGCUUGGGACCGAUCGGCCAAUACUUCGGUACUUCUGCACUUCCCCGAGUGUGUUGCUGAGAUCGCUGACUCCUCGGGGUGGCAGAUGACGUUGCUGACUCACAAUUAAGGGCAGUCUAUUUCUGCCCAACAUUAUUAAUGGGCUGUCUUCGUCACCCCUCCUUGAUGUACUGGAUUACAAAAUUGUCAGUAAAAUAUUUUAUAGAAAAGAAGCUGUGUCUUCUUAUUUCCAAUAUAACACAUUUCCAUCGAUC
This is a messenger RNA of Schistocerca gregaria, 1483 nucleotides long. RefSeq lists its product as uncharacterized. The coding region runs from base 1 to 864 and encodes 287 amino acids. The transcript has 3 exons. The record is from RefSeq and is a predicted model, not a curated record. NCBI's taxonomy places the organism in Eukaryota, Metazoa, Arthropoda, Insecta, Orthoptera, Acrididae.